CGACUGCUUAAGCUGCUGGCUGCAUCACACAUUCGUUUGAGUAGUUCCAUCGGGCGAUGGCACAGCGCCUCAACCUCUCUCUUUCACCAUGGCAAAGACACCCGUUGAAGGUGCCAAGGCUAAGACGAUAGUCUUCCUGCACCCAGACUUAGGCAUUGGCGGCGCUGAGAGGCUUGUCGUCGAUGCCGCCGUUGGCCUGCAGAAGCGCGGCAACAAGAUAGUCAUUUUUACAAGCCACUGCGAUCCGGGCCACUGUUUCGACGAGGCUCGCGAUGGGACCCUCGAUGUCCGCGUCCGUGGCAACACCAUCAUUCCGCCCUCCAUCCUUGGUCGAUUCAGUAUACUAUGCGCCAUACUACGCCAACUUCACCUAAUCCUCCAGAUAUACUUCACCUCAGAGCUCCGUGACCUACACCCAGAUGCAUACUUCGUCGAUCAACUCAGCGCCGGUCUGCCAUUAUUACAGUAUCUACACCCACAGGGGCGCAUAUUCUUUUACUGCCACUUCCCUGACCUCUUGCUGGCUCAAGGUAGGCAGAAGUGGCUGAAGCGUGUAUACCGGGUGCCCUUCGACUUUGUAGAGCAAUGGAGUAUGAGCUUUGCAGACGUCAUUGCCGUCAACUCCAACUUCACCAAAGGCGUCGUCAGUCGGACGUGGCCGGCUCUCGCGCGCUCGAGGGAUCUACGGACCGUGUAUCCUUGCGUCGAUACUAAGACCAAAGAAAAGAUGCUGGAUGACAAGCCGUUGUGGAAUGGGAUGAAGUUCGUCUUGAGCAUCAACCGGUUCGAGCGCAAGAAGGACAUCGCACUCGCCAUUAGAGCUUUCGCCCGCCUGAGUAAGCAGAAACGUGCCGGCGUGAGACUUGCCGUUGCCGGAGGUUACGACCCGCGCAUCGCUGAGAAUGUCGGCUGUCAUAAUGAGUUGGUGGCAUUGGCUGAGUCUCUGGGCCUCAAGAAUCUGACGGUCAGGACCCUACAGACAGCUCAAGCUGUACCACAGGACGUCGAAGUCUUGUUCCUCCAAAACGUGACCAACCUACUGAAGGAGAUGCUCCUGUCGUCAGCUCGUCUUCUGGUCUACACCCCUGCCAACGAACAUUUCGGCAUCGUGCCCCUUGAAGCAAUGCUAAGCGGUGUCCCCGUCCUUGCCGCAAACACGGGUGGGCCUGUAGAGACUGUCGUAGAAGGGCAGACUGGCUGGCUGCGCUCUCCCGACGAAGUCGACGAGUGGGCUGCAGUCAUGGAUAAGGUUCUUCACCAGCUCAGUCCGCAGGAGCUUGCCAAGAUGUCUCAGGCAGGUAUUGAGAGGGUGAAGAACUUCGGGGAAGCGGAAAUGGCUCAACGCAUGGACGCAAUAUUUGAUGAGACACUCAGCACGAAGAAACGCUCGGGAGGUAAUAUAGGAACGGUAAUCUUUCUAGCAACGGGGUUAGGCGUAGCUACUGCGACGGCGACUGUUUUUGCUAAGUUAUGGUCAUUCUAAAGGAAAUAUCUGGCGCACUUACCUCUACUUGAUGUGCCGGAUGCGGCGAUGGCGGAGAACGUCUUGUACAAUACCCAGGUAGAGCUAUGUAGACUUGUGAUGCGUUCUAUAUACUGUUUUAGAUACUGUCCUG
This is a messenger RNA of Xylaria bambusicola, 1616 nucleotides long. RefSeq names its product glycosyltransferase family 4 protein. Bases 89 to 1483 code for a protein of 464 amino acids. NCBI's taxonomy places the organism in Eukaryota, Fungi, Ascomycota, Sordariomycetes, Xylariales, Xylariaceae. The record is from RefSeq and is a predicted model, not a curated record. The transcript is spliced from 2 exons. Gene Ontology annotation, molecular function: alpha-1,3-mannosyltransferase activity; GDP-Man:Man(1)GlcNAc(2)-PP-Dol alpha-1,3-mannosyltransferase activity.